Molecule: messenger RNA, 1067 nt
Organism: Camelina sativa (false flax)
Lineage: Eukaryota; Viridiplantae; Streptophyta; Magnoliopsida; Brassicales; Brassicaceae
Product: peptidyl-prolyl cis-trans isomerase CYP28, chloroplastic
Biological process (GO): protein peptidyl-prolyl isomerization
Cellular component (GO): chloroplast
Molecular function (GO): peptidyl-prolyl cis-trans isomerase activity
Source: RefSeq, a predicted model, not a curated record
AGAAAACCUUUUAGUGAGGGGGGAAUUUUCAAUUUUCAGAUUUUGAGGCGAUUUCUCGUAAUUAUCAUCAUCCAGCAUGGCAUCAUCAUCCAUUCUCAUCCCUCCGAUUCUGUCCCGUCGUAACCUCCUCCUCUCCACCACCAUCGCCACCGUAUCUCCUCCACCACCUAAAUCACCUUCCCCUGACAUCACAAUCACCGAUCGCGUCUUCCUAGACUUCUCCCUCUGUCCCACCUACUUCCGCUCAGAUCCCUCCGCCACACUCUCCUCCACCACUCCUUGCUCCGAUUCAACUCCCCUCGGCCGCGUCGUUCUCGGAUUAUACGGCCGUCACGUCCCUUUCACCGUCUCCACUUUCAAACGCAUGUGUACCUCUUCUUCAACCUCUUACAAAAACACUCCAGUUCACAAAAUCUUCCCUGGUCAGUACUUUCUCGCCGGAAGACAAGGGGAAGGACGGCGAUAUUCGGCGGAGGUUGGAUCUUUACUCAGAGAUUUGCCUCGGAACACUGACGUUGUUAAUUCCAAGGCUUUUUCCCUCCCACACGCUCGUGCUGGUGUUGUCUCACUUUGCUUAUCCGAAAAUGAUGACGACGAUGAAACCAGACUCGAUCCUGAUUAUAGGAAUGUUGAAUUCUUAAUCACUACUGGUCCUGGACCGUGUCCGCAGCUCGACGGCGGUAACAUUGUCUUCGGAACCGUGCUUCAAGGGUUAGAUGUGGUGACGAGUAUAUCUUCGAUUCCGACUUAUAAGCCGUCGGAGAACAUUCGACAGUUUAAUGAUUUUGCAGAGUUUCUUGGAGACGAGAGAGCUCAAAACGCUAGAUCCUUGUGGAAUAGACCUCUUAAGGCGGUUUACAUUAGUGGCUGUGGUGAGCUCAAGGUCACUAAUCCUUCACUCUCUCCAACUCUGCCUUAAAACUUUGUAUAUUACAACAUGUUUGGGUCAAGUUGUGUUUAUAGUCACCCUCUAUACAAUCUAUGAAUCUGCUUCUAAAAUACUCUCUUAAUUAAACCCUGUCUUACUAGUAUAUAUAAUAUAUGUGGCAACCAUUUUAAUACUACAA